Metarhizium acridum CQMa 102 is the source of this 702-nucleotide messenger RNA. Lineage: Eukaryota; Fungi; Ascomycota; Sordariomycetes; Hypocreales; Clavicipitaceae. The record is from RefSeq and is a predicted model, not a curated record.
AUGCUGAGCCUGGCGCCGCCGUUUCCAUUCGCGCACCGUGGACGGGUGUUUGGCGGGGCAGUCGGUUGCGAAGAGUUCCAAGAGCAGAUGCCCGUCUUUGAAGGAAGAUGCUCAUGGCUCCGCCAAAACGCCGGGAAAAUCCGCUUGGAAGCUUUACCCAAUCAAGCGGGGCCAAUUCAACCCGCCUGCAACCAAACUGCCGAAGCACCUCAUGCUCUCUCCAAACACCCCAACGCCCAUCCCGUCGCCUGUCGCCCGAGCUCCUUCAAACCCCCCAUCCAGCACUCGCCACCCAACGAUACUCCCCACGAUACUACACCCCAACAUGUCCGGAGCUUCGAGAAUUCUCUUUGCGAGCACGACCCGAGCCCUGGGCGCGCGCACCUUCAGCACGUCGGCGAGGCGGAUGGCCGAUGCGGCGCCUCUUCCGGCAAAGCGGCCGAUGGGGGCUUUCCGCGGAGGGUGAGUUCCCCUUCUACCCCUACGACUGGAGAAACGCAUCUGGACGUUGCUGGACUAGGCAGGAUGGGGGGAUGUGUGCGGCUGGCUCUUGCAACGGACACUGACUGGCGCAGUCUGUUUGGCUUCCUGUUCGGAUGUGUCCUUUCCGGCAGCGCCGUUUAUACCUAUCUCGUUCAGGAGUUCAAGCUUUCCAAUGACAUGCUUAGCGAGGAUAUUUACGUUCGUCCCACGCCCCCCUGA